GGGGCCUCCCCCCGGGGCCGGCUGCCAAGAUGGUGAUGUCCCAGGGCACCUACACCUUCCUCACCUGCUUCGCGGGCUUCUGGCUCAUCUGGGGCCUCAUCGUGCUGCUGUGCUGCUUCUGCAGCUACCUGCGGCGGCGGGUGAAGCGGCAGCAGGAGGAGCGGCUGCGGGAGCAGAGCCUGCGCGCGCUGGAGAUGGAGCCGCUGCACUACGAGGGUUACGGGGGCAGCCCCCCCGGCAUCGCCAUUCCCCACCGCCUCCGCCUCGAGCCCCACCAUCACCAUCACCACCCCCACCACAUCCCACCCCCCCGGCCCUGGAGCUGCCGGCACGGUAAGGAGCAGGGAGGGGCUCUCGCAUCCCCGGAGCACGUGCCUCCCCCUGGUUUGGGGGGGAUACGACGCGAGAGCCGGGGCGCAGCGCUGACGGCAGCAGGGGUCCGGGGGGGGCUUUGCCUUGCAGAGUCAGACCUGUCAAAGCCGCCGUGCUAUGAGGAGGCGCUGCUGAUGGCGGAGCCCCCCCCGCCAUACAGCGAGGUGCUGAUGGACACGCGGGGGCUCUACCGCAAAAUCAACGCCCCUUUCCUGAGCCAUGAGCGGCUGGAGAAGCAGGAGCAGCCUCCCAGCUACAAACCCCUUUUCCUGGACGCCGGCUACGGUUCAGCGCUGCACCUGCCCCGCUCAGCCAGCCCCGGCCCUGCCUGCCCGGACCUCUACCUGCAGCAGGAGUGCUCCCCACGCAUGUUUCCCAGCUGGACGGACUCGGAGCUCAGCAGCAGGGACACCUACGAGACGGGACCCUGGCACCUCCCGGUCUCCAUGCCCCUCUUCGGCAGGACUACCGCUGUCUAAGGCGGCCGCGGGGGACGCCCGGACCUUGCCAUGCACCUGGGGGGGUGGGGGGCUUUCGGUUGCUCGUGUCACCCCAGGGACACCCGCCCCGGCGCGGGCCAUCGCCGCCGGCGCGGAAGGGGCUGGUUCCCCGUCUGGCCCCCGCCGGCCCCCCCAUGGCCGGGGGCGCUGGGGACCCGGACUCUGCUCUGUUUCUUAAAUUUUUUGUUUGUUACAGUUUGAGAAUAAAAGUUUGUGGCUCG
This is a messenger RNA of Motacilla alba alba, 1093 nucleotides long. It is a transcript of the gene PRR7, whose product is annotated as proline rich 7, synaptic. The transcript has a single exon. The record is from RefSeq and is a predicted model, not a curated record. The coding region runs from base 30 to 851 and encodes 273 amino acids. NCBI's taxonomy places the organism in Eukaryota, Metazoa, Chordata, Aves, Passeriformes, Motacillidae.